GUUCCAUAAUCUUUCAUCUUUGGGCAUCCCAAGUAUUGGGUAAGGUUGGUGAUGGUUAGUGUUACAUACUUAAUAUGUAGUUCACAUCACACGACUAGGCAAAUGGUGAGAUAAGUAGUGCUUCCGAUAUUGUCAUGAGUAACCCCCCUCUCUCAUUCUCAUUUCCGUGCAUCCAGAUGAACUGCAACCAGGAAGUCUUCUCAGAAUGUCUUCAACGUCACAGAACCUUUUAGAUCUACUACGAACCCUAUCCACGGUUGACUGCGAUACCUUGGAUGUUGAAGUUGCCAAACAAUUAGGCCCAUUUGUCGAUUGUACUUCUAAUCAGGCAAUUGCGUAUAAUGAACUCACUAAGACCGAUGUCGAAGACAAUCUGAUAAACCAGCGACUUAUCACGGAUUCCAUUGCCUACGCGAAAUCCAAGACGAAUGAUUUCGCAGACGUCGACGUUAAAGAAGUGGCCGUUGAGGCAGCGACAGUCAAAUUAGCUCACAGCAUUGCCCCUUACCUGACAGGAUAUUCUCAUGUUCAGACGAACCCCAAGUACUCGUUUGACACACAAAAGACUCUAGCAAAUGCUCUGCGGUUUGUCGCAAUUUCAAGAGAUCUCGAUCCGGGCUUUGACGUUAAAAGGUUGUGCGUUAAGAUCCCCACAACAUGGGAGGGUGUCCAAGCUUGCAAAGAACUGGAAAAACAAGGCAUUGCCACUCUUGCGACUGCUGUCAAUUCCAUACCGCAAUCUAUUCUAGCUUCAAAUUUUGGAUGCACUUACAUCGGCCUGUAUAUCAAUGAUCUCCGAGUUCACUUCGAUGCGUCAUACGUGGAUGAGAAUAAAGGUUUCCAUGUUGGUAAUUCGGCCCAAAGAUUCUAUGGAAAGCAUGGACAGCGUACGCAAGUCCUUGCAGCUAGCCUUACCUCGAUUCAAGAGGUGAUGAUGCUUGCGGGUGUUGCUCAUAUCACCGUAUCCCCGCCUUUACUCUAUGAACUUUCCAAAACACCUGCGAAUACUUGGAAAGGGGACGUGGGCUCGGUUUUUAAGACCGCAUCAUCAGAAGCACAAGAUAUAGAUGCUGUCAACACCGAAGACGAAUCGACCUGGCGCCUGGCUUUCAGUAAGGAUAAAGAUGGGAAGAGUGAAACAAAAUUAAAUGAUGCUAUUUCGUUAUUUACAGAUAAACAAGACGCCCUGGAGAGUCUCAUAGCCUCCUAUCUUUGAGCUUCCCGCUCGGGAUAUAAAGAGCUUCAAAAUUUCAGAAGCUGUACCUAUCAGCAGCUAGAAAAUGAAAAGGAGUCUUCCGUUUCUCGGUGCAUAGCGGUACCAGCAGAAUAAUCCCAUAUUUUCAUAUGCUGACCGAGAAGAAAACGGAAGUGGUACACCUACGCUUUGCUGCAUCUCACGGCACGCGCACGUGUUAUAAUUUAUUAGGUAAUCUUAGGAAAUUGAAAAGUUAGAAUUUGCUGCCUA
Molecule: messenger RNA, 1465 nt
Organism: Xylaria bambusicola
Lineage: Eukaryota; Fungi; Ascomycota; Sordariomycetes; Xylariales; Xylariaceae
Product: putative transaldolase
Exons: 6
Coding region: 206-1216 (336 amino acids)
Biological process (GO): pentose-phosphate shunt, non-oxidative branch; carbohydrate metabolic process
Cellular component (GO): intracellular anatomical structure
Molecular function (GO): transaldolase activity
Source: RefSeq, a predicted model, not a curated record